Messenger RNA from Lacerta agilis (Sand lizard), 1086 nucleotides. RefSeq names its product V-set and transmembrane domain containing 5 (gene VSTM5). Lineage: Eukaryota; Metazoa; Chordata; Lepidosauria; Squamata; Lacertidae. Gene Ontology annotation, biological process: positive regulation of excitatory synapse assembly; filopodium assembly. Gene Ontology annotation, cellular component: axon; plasma membrane; dendrite. The transcript is spliced from 4 exons. The coding region runs from base 200 to 805 and encodes 201 amino acids. The record is from RefSeq and is a predicted model, not a curated record.
GCUGUGAAACCUGAGGGAACCUACAGAGACUAACACCUCGGGUAUCCGAUUGUUUGCUGGCUUGCAGGAACAGGGGAUGGAAGAGAAGAACCGGCUGUGGGACGGACAAGACACACACAGACACCCCAAUCUGGAUUCUGACAUGCGGUUCUCCAGACACUGGAUUAAAUGAAGGCCGGCAAACGUUCCCCUUCUUCUGAUGAGGCCUCUCGGCUGUCUGCAGAGCUGCAGACAAGACGUACGGCUAGCAGUCGCCAUCCUCUGCCUGACGGCUGGCUGGGCUCUGCCGACUCAAGGAGGAGAAGCAUCGUUGCUGGUCUCACAACCCAACGUGAACACCACGGUGGCGCAGAACGUUUUGCUGUCCGUUGCGCAUACCUUCGGGGGCUCCCCCGUCAUCAAGUGGACCCACACGUCACCCAGGGGCACGUCCAAAAUUGCCGAGUGGAAACCGCGAAGCUACGCCAACAUAUCCAGCGGCUACGUAGACAGAGUGAAGAUUUAUGACAACGGUUCUCUUCAGCUGCUGAACGUUGAUAUCAGAGAUACUGGUUAUUACUUAGUCACGGUGAGGGAAGAGUUUGGGAUCACCAUCUAUGGCACCAUCCUGUUGAAUGUUUAUGAGAUUAUUUAUGAAGACCUGCAUUUCGUAGCCGUCAUUUUUGCCUUCCUCACAGGUGUGUCUGCCAUUCUAGUCUGCCUCAUGUGGCUGUGCAAUAAAUUGAUGCAGCUGUUUCAGAAGGAGAGGCACCGGAUCAAAGCAAGCGCAACUGAAGAGACUGAGCUGCAAAUGAUGGGGUGUUAAAUGUGGAACGGUUUAAAUGUACAAGACAAUUUUCUACCUCAAAAAGGAACAGUAGUAAGAGAGGAGACAGGCACCCAGAAGACACAAGAUGUACGUUUCUUUUGUUGCAAGGUAUUUCCUGAACCAGAAAAGCAAAGAUUACCAUAAUUGGAAGCUGGUCCAGAGACGCUUUGAGAGAUACUGUGGUUUCACAGUAUCAUAAUUUACAAUGGACAGAACAUGUAAACAGGACAGAAUGCUUCUGUUAUUCAACCUGUAUCAAGAACAAAUGCUUAAAACUU